Macadamia integrifolia is the source of this 4133-nucleotide messenger RNA. Its product is annotated as RNA-dependent RNA polymerase 6-like. Gene Ontology annotation, cellular component: nuclear RNA-directed RNA polymerase complex. Gene Ontology annotation, molecular function: RNA-directed RNA polymerase activity; nucleic acid binding. The transcript has 3 exons. Gene Ontology annotation, biological process: siRNA processing. Lineage: Eukaryota; Viridiplantae; Streptophyta; Magnoliopsida; Proteales; Proteaceae. The record is from RefSeq and is a predicted model, not a curated record. Bases 256 to 3831 code for a protein of 1191 amino acids.
GAUAGAUCACUUCACUGUUCAAAGUUUGAAGCCCAAGUAAAACACUCUCAUCCAAUUGGUCCCAACUUUUUCCUAUCUUAGCAUAUAAAACCCACAUCUUCCAAUCCACAUUUCCCCACCAAUUCACUCUAGUGAUCUGCUUUGCUUUCAGUGUUAGACUGCUACCAUCUUGCCCUCAAUCUGCUGCUUGUUCCCACUGCCACAAACUUUGGUGUUCUUAAGGAUCAUCAUCUCUCGAACGAUCAUCAAACAGAUAUGGAGAAAAAUGAAAAGGAUGUUGCUGUACCUCAAGUAAGCUUGGGUGGAUUUGACAGAAACAUCACCGCACGAGACCUCACUAAUUUCAUAGAAAAUGAAAUUGGAGGGGUAUGGAGAUGUAGGCUGAAGACAUCUUGGACACCUCCAGGGUCCUACCCGGAUUUCAACAUCACAAACAUGGAGGCUGUUCGAAAAAAAGAUUACUACAAGAAGGUGGUACCACACGCCUUCGUGCAUUUUAGAUCUCAUGAAGCAAGAAUGGCAGCACACAAUGCUGCUCAGCGUUCUGAGCUUCUUCUGAACCAUCGCCCUCUUAAGGUGAGUUUGGGACCCGAUAGCCCAUAUCACAUUAAUCAGAGGACGAGGAAUACACUUCCUUUCAAGAUUCCUGCCAGUGUUGAGAUUGGAUCUCUUGUUAGCCCAAAUGAUUUCCUAGUUGGCUGGAAAGGACCCACUUCUGGAGUGAACUUCCUUGUUGAUCCUUUCGAUGCCACCUGCAAGAUCCAAUUUUCAAAGGAUGUCCCUUUCUCAUUUGAAGGCACAAGGAGACACGCGGUGAUUAAAUGUGACUUGAAGGUGGAGUUUUUGGUGAGAAACAUCAAUUACUUCAGACAGUAUACAGACAUGCAUUCAAAAAUAAUUUUGCUGCAACUUGAUUCAUCUCCUCAACUCUACUAUAGAACUGCUGAUGAUGACAUCUAUGAAACAGAAACAGUACCAAUUGAAACAUUGGAUGAUGAGGAUCCUUGGAUCAGGAUUACGGAUUUUACAACUAGCAGAGUGAUCGGCAGGUGCAGUGCUUACAGGAUCUCGGUCCCAGACAAAUUUGGAUUGAGAUUGGAGAAGGCCAUGCAUUAUCUAAGAGAACAACGAGUACUGGAACAUCCUAGACAGCGGCUAAGGAUCCGAGAUGAGCCCAAUUUUGAGAUGAAAGUAUCAAAUCACUUCUUCUGUCUUCAGGACAAGGAUGGAAUAAGCUUUGAGUUAAUGUUUUUGGUGAAUGCUGUUAUUCAUAAAGGUAUCAUCAAUGAACACCUGUUGUCAGAUGAGUUCUUUGAAUUACUAAGAAGUCAGCCAAGGGAGGUGAAUGUUACAGCAUUAAUGCAUAUAUACUCUUAUAGGAAUCCAGUAUUCAACGCAUGCAAGAGGCUGAAAGAAGUCCAAGAAUGGUUGAAGAAGAACCCUAUACUUCUCAUGAACUCUAGGGGUUCAGAUGAUAAUGUUGAAGUGAGGAGAUUAGUUAUAACUCCAGCCAAAGCUUAUUGUUUUCCACCAGAGGUGGAACGUUCUAACAGGGUUCUCAGGAAAUACAAAACAAAAGGUGACAGGUUCUUAAGGGUAGCCUUCAUGGAUGAAGGAUUUCAGCAGCUGAAUUCUUUUGCUCUAUCCAAUAGCAUUGCUCCUAUUGUGAGGGACACAUCAAAGUUCUACACGCAGAAAACCACAGUUUAUCAAAGGAUAAAUACCAUUAUGAAUAAAGGGUUUUAUUUGUGCGGUCGGAAGUAUUCCUUUCUGGCCUAUUCACCUAAUCAAUUGAGAGACUGUUCUGCCUGGUUUUUUGCUGAAGAUGAAGAUGUCAGGGUGAUAGAUAUCAUCAAUUGGAUGGGGAAGUUCAACGAUAGGAAUGUUGCGAAGUGUGCAGCUAGGAUGGGUCAGUGUUUCUCAUCCACCUAUGCGACAGUUGAUGUUCCACUACAGAAGGUCAACAUGAACCUUCCAGAUGUAAAGAGGAAUGGAUAUGUCUUUUCUGAUGGCAUUGGCAUAAUAGCUCCUCAACUAGCAGCAGAAGUUGCAGAGAAAUUGCAACUUAAAGUAAAUUCUCCUUCUGCCUAUCAGAUCAGGUAUGCUGGUUGCAAGGGAGUAAUCACAUGUUGGCCAAGAAAAGAUGAUGGGAUCCUCCUCUCGCUAAGACAAAGCAUGAAAAAAUUUGAGUCUAUGCACGCAAUCCUGGAGGUCAUAUCAUGGACUCGGUUCCAACCAGGGUUCUUAAACAGGCAGAUUAUAACUCUGCUUUCUGCCUUGGGUGUUCCAGAUGACAUUUUCUCAAGAAUGCAAGAUGAUAUGGUUUCUAAACUAAGCCAGAUCCUGGAGAACAAUGAUAUAGCUUUUGAUGUCCUUAUCUCAUCAUGUGGUGAGCAAGGAAAUACCGCAGCGAUUCUGCUGAGUGCCGGUUUCAAGCCUCAGACAGAACCUCAUCUUAGAGGGAUGUUAUCUUGCAUAAGAGCAGCCCAGAUGCGAGACCUCCUAGAGAAGGCUAGGAUUUUUGUUCCUAAAGGACGGUGGAUGCUGGGGUGCUUCGAUGAGUUAGGGGUACUUGAAUAUGGACAAUGUUUUAUCCAAGUCUCAAGACAUUCACCCCAGAAUUAUUUUUCAAAGCAUGGAUCAAGAUUUUCUCAGACAAAGAAUGUAGAAGUAAUCAAGGGCAUUGUAGUCGUUGCAAAAAAUCCUUGUCUUCAUCCAGGAGAUAUUCGGAUUCUGGAAGCUGUAGAUGUGCCUGAUUUGCGCCAUCUUGUUGAUUGCUUGGUUUUCCCUCAAAAGGGUGAAAGGCCACACACAAAUGAAGCAUCUGGAAGUGACCUAGAUGGCGAUCAGUACUUUGUGACUUGGGAAGAAACUCUCAUACCUCCAAGCAAGAAGAGCUGGAAACCAAUGGAUAAUGACACCGUAGAACCCAAAAAGUUGCGACGCCCCAUCAAUCACCAGGAUGUAAUUGACUUUUUCAUGGAGUCCAUGAUGACUGGGCAACUCGGAAAGAUAUGCCAUGCUCAUGUGGUUCACGCAGACCAGAGCAAAGAUGGCGCUAUGGAUGGGAAAUGCAUCAAACUAGCAGAGCUUGCGGCCACAGCAGUAGACUUCCCCAAAACUGGAAAGCUUGUUAGAAUGCCCCACUCACUAAAACCGAAAAUUUAUCCAGACUUCAUGGGAAAGGAUGGGAACAUGUCAUACAAGUCAAAAAAGAUCUUGGGAAGCCUAUAUAGCGAAAUCCUAGAUGCUCCCGAUGAAGAAAUGACAGCAAAUUCAGAGCUAACAACAGAGGAUAUCCCUUUUGACCCAGAUCUUGAGAUUGCAGGUUUUGCAGGUUUCAUUAUGGAUGCCUGGAAUCAAAAGUGCACGUAUGAUGGGCACCUGAGUGCUCUACUGGCCCAGUACAGAGUUAAUCGGGAGGAAGAGGUGGUGACAGGAUAUAUAUGGUCCAUGCCUCAGAGCAAGAAUCAAAAGGAGAUGAAAGAGAGGCUCAGUGGUGCCUACAAUGCACUCAGGAAGGAGUUCAGACGUGUUUUUGAGAACAUGGAUGAGGAUUUCCAGCAGCUCACUGAUGAUGAGAAAAAUGCCAUGUAUGAACAGAAGGCAUCAGCAUGGUACCAGGUGACUUACCAUCCUGAGUGGGUGCUGAAAGCGCAAGAAUUGAAGGACCUUGAAGUCAACUGCAACAAACCGGCAAUGCUUAGCUUUGCUUGGAUUGCUGCUGAUUACUUGGCCCGAAUUAAGAUUAAAGGUCAAAAGGAUAAAAUUGAUGUUGAUACCAGUAAGCCCAUCAAUGUGCUUCUGAGCUACAUUGCUGAUCGAAUUUGACUAGGAAGAUUGAGCCUCUCAUCAUAAGUCUUUGGUUACAAGGCCACUCUGCCAAUGUCUUUUGCUUUCUAGUAUUCCAAUGUGUGAUUUUUUCUUUCAGGUUUUCAGGUCAUAGUCUGUUGUAUUGACUUUCUUAGUCUGUUGUGUGGACCUUCUAAGCUUAGAUACCCUCCUUUCUAGAUCUAUUAGUGUUAUGUACUGUUGUACGGACCUUAGCUGAGAUACCUUCCUUUAUAAAUCUAUUACAGUGUUAUGUACUUAUCUGAACUACUAUUACAUUUAAAUGGGAGUUGGUUUUCUCU